AUGCCUCUCGUUUCAAUUCACAUCGUCAAAGGAGCUCGUACUCCGUCUGAAGUACAAGACCUGUCUAAUGUGAUACAUCGAUCGCUCCAGGCGGCGUUCAAGACACCUGCGAAGGAUAGACUACAGAUUAUUACCCAACAUGAAGAUUACGAACUCAUCUUGGAUGACAACGGAUUGGGCUUCCAAAGGACCAAGAACAGGGUGCUGAUCCUCAUCACUCAACAAGGUCGCACAUCAAUCGAUAAGCAAGAACUUUUUGCGACUCUGGCAGAAGACUUGAGCAAAUCAUGUGGCUUGAACAAUACCGAUCUCAUGGUAUCUAUUACGACCAAUUCAAAGGAAGACUGGAGCUUCGGUCAAGGAAAAGCACAGUUCCUCACAGGAGACCUCUGA
This is a messenger RNA of Penicillium longicatenatum, 393 nucleotides long. Its product is annotated as tautomerase family protein. Lineage: Eukaryota; Fungi; Ascomycota; Eurotiomycetes; Eurotiales; Aspergillaceae. The coding region runs from base 1 to 393 and encodes 130 amino acids. The record is from RefSeq and is a predicted model, not a curated record. The transcript is spliced from 2 exons.